AUGGCCAUCCCACAAGAUCGCGCGCAGCUCGAGAUCUUCAGUCCUGAGCCCCGCCUGUUCCUAGACGAUGACUCCGCGUUCCCCGAGGGAACCGUCAUAACGGAAGGCGAAGGAAGCACCAUACAUACUACCUACGUCAAGCAAAUCGACGGGCACUGGAUUGUUCAAUCCCCCGGCAACCAAAACCAGGGGAUGACGAACCUCCACCUCGCAGACAUCCAGUUGCAGGUUGGCGCAAUCGCCACGAUUUUCGACAUGAACUCGGGCAGGAUGAUCGAGUACAUGAUGGGCUUGGACGGCAUAUGGAAGCUCGCCCCCGCGUACAACUUGAACGCUGCGUUGGACGGCGCGAACCCCGGUCCAGGCCCGGGCGGCCCUCCCAGAGUCGAGGUUCUCAGCAGAGACGCAUACCAGACUCAACAGCCGAUAGAAUGCGUUCCUGUAGUCAAGUAUCAGUGCACGAGCCUGUCUGAGGUCCUGCGAAGCAAGGGGGCCUGCGUCAACGACGCAGAACGCGCCGCAUAUGACGGCGAGAAGGUGACGCGCGACAAAAUGUCUUUGCGCCUCGAGCUCCCGAAUCUGAAGUACAGCGGCGCCCAGUUGACGGUAAAGUCCGGGUCGGUCAUAACGCGUGGACAACUCGCCUUGUACAUCGCCCAGCAGAUAUUCAUCCUUAUGGAGAAUGCCCUCAAGCUCGAGCGCAAGCAUUUGACCCUUCAGGAUCGAAUGACCAGGGUCCAUUUUGAGCAGCUGGUGCUGAUGGACGUCGUCCUCACCUCGAAGGACAGCUGCCAGCCGACGAUUGGGGUGCUUUGCGGGUAG
This is a messenger RNA of Trametes versicolor FP-101664 SS1, 822 nucleotides long. RefSeq lists its product as uncharacterized. The coding region runs from base 1 to 822 and encodes 273 amino acids. The transcript is spliced from 6 exons. The record is from RefSeq and is a predicted model, not a curated record. Lineage: Eukaryota; Fungi; Basidiomycota; Agaricomycetes; Polyporales; Polyporaceae.